AUGAAUAAACAACAUUUCCUUGUUAUUUCUUUGCCUGCACAAGGCCACAUAAACCCCACUCUCCAACUAGCCAAAAACCUUGCACGCACCGGUGCACGCGCCACCUUCGUCACGACCGUUUACGGCCUCAACCGAAUGAACAACCUUCCAACACAAGACGGGCUAUUCUAUUCCUCGUUCUCCGAUGGGUACGACGAUGAUUCUUGGAUGAAUUCGAACAACACCGUGGAUUAUUUCAUGAACGAUUUAAAGAUAAACGGAUCAAAAAACCUCAAAGAUCUCAUUCAAAAAAUUUCUGACGAGGGUCACCCCGUUAUGUUCUUGGUCUACACAAUUCUCUUGCCGUGGGUUGCGGUGGUGGCGCGUGAGAUACACGUGCCGUCAGCUUUUCUUGUCAUUCAAUGUGGUACUGCUUUUGCAAUUUAUCACCAUUUGUUAAAUUCCACUAACGGAGUUUAUAGUAACUCCGUUAGCGAUUUUACGGUUAUGCCCUCCUUUCCUAUUGAAAUUCCGGGAUUGCCCUUAUUUUCAUGCAAUGAUAUUCCUAAUAUAGUUUUACCUAAUAAUCAUCUUUCUUCAAUCAUGAUACCUAUUUUGAGAGAACAUAUACAAAAUCUUGAAAAUGAUCCAAAUUCGUAUGUACUCAUCAACACAUUCGACGCGUUAGAAGAAAAAUCCAUGAGAGUUAUAGAUAAAUUCAGGAUGUUUUCGAUAGGCCCUUUGGUUCCCUCAGCUUUUUCCGAUGGAAAUGACCCUAAGGACAAGUCAUUUGGAUGUGAAUUAUUUGAUAAAUCCGAAAAAAACUAUCAUCAAUGGUUGGAUUCGAGACCUGAGGGCUCAGUUGUGUAUGUAUCAUUCGGGAGCUUAGCCGUGUUAAAGAAAGAACAAGAGAAAGAAAUUUUACGCGGAUUAUUAGAAAGUGAAAGGCCUUUUUUAUGGACGAGGAGAAAAGGGGAAGACGAAGGAAAAAAGAAGAAUCUUGAAUAUGACGAUGUUAUAAUAGACGAAAAAUUAGGUUUAAUUGUACCUUGGUGUUCACAAAUGGAGGUACUAUGUCAUAAGUCGAUAGGGUGUUUUGUUACACAUUGUGGAUGGAAUUCGACUCUGGAAAGUCUAGUGAGUGGGGUACCUAUUGUGGGGUAUCCACAAUUUUCUGACCAAACAACAAAUGCCAAAAUGUUGGAGGAAGUUUGGGGAAUUGGAGUAAGAGCAAAAGAAGUUGAAGGAAUUGUUAAAAGAGAAGAGUUAAAGAGGUGUUUGGAAAUUUUAAUGGAAAAUGGAGAAAAAGGGGAAGAAGUUAAAAGGAGUGUGAAGAAAUGGAGUGAUUUAGCUUUGGAUGCUGUGAAAAUUGGAGGUUCUUCACAUGACAAUCUCAAGAAAUUCAUAGAGGGUUUGUGA
Molecule: messenger RNA, 1398 nt
Organism: Solanum verrucosum
Lineage: Eukaryota; Viridiplantae; Streptophyta; Magnoliopsida; Solanales; Solanaceae
Product: phloretin 4'-O-glucosyltransferase-like
Exons: 1
Coding region: 1-1398 (465 amino acids)
Molecular function (GO): UDP-glycosyltransferase activity
Source: RefSeq, a predicted model, not a curated record